Messenger RNA from Effrenium voratum, 2079 nucleotides. The record is from the annotation of a GenBank genome assembly. Lineage: Eukaryota; Dinophyceae; Suessiales; Symbiodiniaceae.
AUGUUCUUGGUGGUUUUGAUCCUUGGCGAGGUCCAAACGGGCGUUUGCAAGACCCAAAUGGUUUGUUGCAAGACGUGGGAUCAACCGCAUGCUUCGGGCUCCGAAAGGAUUCGCAGCACGCCUGGGUUCCAGCCCAUUUGCAAGGGCUGUCCCGCUGGAAACGCCUUAGUCACCCUCGCACAGUCGGGCGCCUGCGCUGUACAUUUGAGCCGCUCAGGGAAGCCUAAGACUAAGAUGCGGGCUGCUCAGGUGGAUGCAAAACAUGCUACUGUGGCCAUGUCCAAGCUUUCCAAGCUACGUGCUUGGAGAGAGGCGGUUGUUCUACUCGAUGCCAUGCCGGAAGCAAGUGUGCAAUCUAACGUGAUCAGUUUUACUGCGAGCUUCGGCGCAUUAGGGAAACAGUGGCAUUCUGUCAUGGCUUUAUUUCGGGGGAUGCCUGUAGCACAAGUGCAAGCAAACGUCAUCAGCGUCAACGCGAUCACCGGGACUUGCGCAAAAGCCCUGCAGUGGAAGCAAGCGUUGGCCUUCUUCGCCAUGAUGCCUGGCGCAGGACUACGGCCAGAUAUUCGCAGCUGUAGUUCAGCGUCUUGCACUGUGCAGUGGCAGCAGGCGUUGGUGUGCUUCCACAAAUUUCCUGCGGAUAUCAUUAGUUUCAACAGUACCAUCAGCUCUUGCGCGCAGGAGGCAUGGCACCAGGCAUUGGCCUUGAGCCGCGCCAUGCCACAGCUCAAGGCCAGCGAAGUCACCAUGGGCGCGACCAUCAGCGCUUGGGAGUCUGGCGACCAAUGGCAGCAAGCGCUUUUUGCAAUGUCUUCCUUUUCGCGGGUGCGUGUCAGUGCAAUCAGCCUCAACGGGGCCAUCAUGGCUUGCAAAAGAGGGAUUCAGUGGCAGCAGGCCGUGGGCUUGCUCGAUACACAAGUGGCCAAUGUGUUUUGCUUCACUGCGGCCAUUGGCGCAUGUGAGUAUCAGUGGCAGGCUGCGGUGGCCCUUUUUUGGGCGAUGCCUAAAGUAAAAAUACGAGCAGAUAGCACUAGCUUUCUUGCAACCCUGAGCGCCUGCCAGAAAGACGGCAAGUGGCAGGUUGCCUUGGCGAUGUUUCAGGUGAUGCUCGAACUGUGGCUGGCAGACCAUGUCAGCUGCAGUGCCACCAUCAGCACAUGUGAGAAAGCUGGGCAAUGGCAGCAGGCAUUGACCCUUUUUGCAUCCACUCCUGGAGCUCAGAUUCAAGCGGACCCUGUCAGCUACAGUUCAACGAUCAGCGCUUGUGAGAAAGGGUGGCAGUGGCUGUGGGCAUUGGGACUAUUCCAGGCUCAGAGCAAAGCACAGGUGCAACUGGAUCACAUCGGCUUCAGUGCAAGCAUUAGCGCCUGCGAGAAAGGUCAGCAAUGGCAGAAGGCCCUGACUCUUGUCCAUGCCGUACCUGAAGAGCAAGUGCGGCGAAAUGUCAUUUGCUUCAAUGCAGCCACCAGUGCCUGCGAGAAAUGUGGUCAAUGGCGGCAGGCAUCGGCAGUGUUUUCUGCCGUGCACGGGGCAACGGUUGAGGCAGAUUCCAUUUCCUUUAACGCGCAGGUCAGUGCCUGUGAGAAAGCCGGGCAGUGGCAGCAGGCCUUGGCCUCGUUUUGGAUGCCCAACGCGGGGUGGGCAUCCGAUGACAGAAGCUUCAAUGCAAGCAUCAGUUCUUGCAAGACACUUGGCCGGUGGCAGCAGGCCUUGUCUCUGUUUGUGGCGAUGCCUUUCGCACAAGUGCGAGUCACUCAAGUCGGCUUCAACGCAACCAUCAGCACUCAUCGAACGGAGUGGCAGCAGGCCUUGGUCGUCUUUGGCGCCAUGCGAGGCGCCAGCGUCGAAGCCAGCGAAAUUAGCCUCAGCUCCACCAUCAGCUCUUGCGAGAAGGCCGGGCGAUGGAGAUGGGCACUGCAGCUGUUUUGGGCCAAAGGCGUGGAUCGCCAGGAGGUCGCCUUCAACGCGACCAUCAGCGCCUGCGAGAGAGGUGUCGCAGCCGAAGCGAGCCACCGCCCCAAGUUGGCCCAGCGAGACGGAAGGGUUUGGCGGACCUGGGUGUCCCUGGUAGACAAAUGA